This is a messenger RNA of Sodiomyces alkalinus F11, 1518 nucleotides long. RefSeq lists its product as hypothetical. The record is from RefSeq and is a predicted model, not a curated record. NCBI's taxonomy places the organism in Eukaryota, Fungi, Ascomycota, Sordariomycetes, Glomerellales, Plectosphaerellaceae. The coding region runs from base 124 to 1191 and encodes 355 amino acids. The transcript has 2 exons.
GUCUUGUAUUUUUACUGAUUUUUUUUUUUUUUUUUUUUUCCUGGGAUGUCUCUACCUUUUAUGCCGUUCUCCACGCGACCUAUGCCUUGAGUCUCAGAUGCUUCAGACCCGAGAAGAGUAUACAUGACCAUGCUCACAGCUAAGCAACCAGUGCAUUACGGCUACAAGUCCGUCCAUGAUCUCCCGACGCCGCCUUCCACAUCCCGACUUUCUCCUCCUUUGGCCUACCAAGAGCCGUCUCACUCCCGACGGCCGUCAAUUCCUCUCAGCCACAGCCCCCAGGACCAGCAAAUGUCGUCAUCAGCGCCGCCCCGAGGCCUUCCGCUCCCGGCAGCCAUGGCUCUCCCCCCUCAUCAGUCUCACGCUGGCGGGACCCCUUCUCAACAGCCUCCGCCACCCGGACAAUCUUCCACGGUCCAGGGCCCGAUAACACACGGCCAUGUUCUGGGUCAACUGCCUGGUCCGCCACCGCAGUGGCAAGGCUCGGAGGACUCUAUGAGGAGCUGGCUAGCGGCCAAGUCCGAAGAAGAACGUCGGAGACAGGAGGAAGAAAGGACGAAGCAGGAAUCGCUGCGUCUCGAGCAAAGAAGAAUAGAGGCAGACAUGCUGCGGACAUCCCUUCAGGGGGGGAUUCCUCCCGCCAUAGUACCGCUCGUGUUCGCCGGAAUGGGGGGCGCCGUGUCCCCCGCCGCUUUAGAGGCUGCCCAGCAUUACCUGGCAUCUCCGGUACAGGGGCAGCAUCCCCAGCUAUUGCCUCCACAGGGGCAGAGGUCGCCAGAGCACCGGCGGGACUCCCAAGCACAAGGAUACAGUCAGUAUACCGGCGUGCCUUCUACUCCCGGCUCGGCGGGCCCUCACGGGUAUCCGGCGUAUCCUGGGUCUCCGACAACGAGGGUGAGAGCGCAGACCUUAUCUUCAACGACGUCAACAGGGCGUCCACUAGGCCCGGGCGCUGCGCUCCCAGGUCUGAAUAGCGGGAUCCAGCAGUCUGGCCCAUCUUCAUCCCUUCAGAGCCAUGGCGCACACGCCAUGGCGCCGUCGCAAUCGGCAGCGGGGCAACAAGAGUCGCAUCAGAGCACGGGCAUUUACUUCCAUCACUGGCAGCCCCCGACUUCGCAAGCCGGAAGCUCAAACCAGCCUGCGACACCUGGUGCGUCCAACAAGAGCAAAAGAAAGCGAGAGUCGCUCUAGGCUAACCUUUGGCUUGUGAAUGGUGCACACCAGCAACGACCCCGAUCUCCCGGUUCGCAGAGCGGUUCAACAUUAGGGAAUCCUCCCCCACGUAGAGGUAAAGGACAUAUGCGCCAGCGAAGCGACAUUUCAACCCAUAGGCCUACUGGGCGUGGCAGCGGCGAGGGUAUGGGACCCGUUGGGGAACUAGCAUCGCCACAGGGUACCAGCACAUCGAAGGAAGGAGAGCCAAGUCAGCCACAGACGCCGCAACAACGACCCAGCAGGAGUGGCGGCGGACAUUCGGUGUCGUCACUAUUAUCAGGAGAACCACAACUACCUGAGAAG